Messenger RNA from Pogoniulus pusillus (Red-fronted tinkerbird), 2684 nucleotides. It is a transcript of the gene DKC1, whose product is annotated as dyskerin pseudouridine synthase 1. Gene Ontology annotation, cellular component: box H/ACA snoRNP complex. Gene Ontology annotation, biological process: snRNA pseudouridine synthesis; rRNA pseudouridine synthesis; mRNA pseudouridine synthesis. Lineage: Eukaryota; Metazoa; Chordata; Aves; Piciformes; Lybiidae. The coding region runs from base 61 to 1611 and encodes 516 amino acids. Gene Ontology annotation, molecular function: pseudouridine synthase activity; RNA binding. The record is from RefSeq and is a predicted model, not a curated record. The transcript has 15 exons.
UUGCCGUGGCGCCUCCCUUCCGGUCCUUGCGCGGCGGCGGCGUUACCACGCGGGGCGGUCAUGGCGGACGGGGACGGUUCCAGCGUAAAGAAGCGGCGGAAGAAGGAGAAGCGUGCGUUGCUCGAUGAGGAUGUAGCGGACAUUCAGCACACCGAGGAAUUUUUUAUCAAGCCCGAGUCCCGGAUCCCCCAGCUGGAUACGUCUCAAUGGCCUUUGCUGCUGAAGAACUUCGACAAGUUAAAUGUGCUGACAGCACACUACACACCUCUUCCUUCUGGUGCUAAUCCCCUGAAGAGGGAGAUUUCUGACUAUGUUAGGUCUGGCUUUAUUAACCUCGACAAACCUUCCAAUCCGUCUUCCCACGAGGUGGUUGCUUGGAUCCGACGUAUCCUCCGAGUCGAGAAGACUGGGCACAGUGGCACUCUGGAUCCUAAGGUGACUGGGUGCCUCAUUGUGUGCAUCGAGAGGGCAACGCGGCUGGUCAAGUCUCAGCAGAGUGCAGGCAAAGAGUAUGUGGGAAUUGUUCGGCUGCACAAUGCAAUUGAAAGUGAGGCUCAGCUUGCCAGGGCAAUAGAAACUCUGACAGGCGCCCUGUUUCAGCGACCACCUCUCAUUGCUGCUGUCAAACGACAACUGAGAGUCAGAACCAUCUAUGAGAGCAAGCUGGUGGAAUAUGAUCCUGAAAGAAGAUUAGGUAUAUUCUGGGUGAGCUGUGAAGCUGGCACAUACAUCAGAACACUCUGUGUUCACCUCGGUUUGCUGCUGGGUGUGGGCGGACAGAUGCAGGAGCUCCGCAGAGUGCGCUCGGGCGUCCUGGGAGAGAUGGACAACAUGGUGACCAUGCACGAUGUACUGGAUGCACAGUGGCAGUAUGACAACCACAAGGAUGACAGCUACCUGCGAAGAGUCAUCCUGCCCUUGGAGAAGCUGCUGACCUCACACAAGCGCCUGGUCAUGAAGGACAGCGCGGUUAAUGCUAUUUGCUAUGGAGCUAAGAUCAUGCUGCCUGGUGUCCUGAGGUAUGAAGAUGGUAUUGAGCUUAACCAGGAGAUUGUUGUUAUCACCACAAAAGGAGAAGCUAUCUGCCUAGCUGUUGCCUUGAUGACCACAGCAGUCAUUUCUACCUGUGACCAUGGCGUUGUGGCCAAGAUCAAGAGAGUGAUCAUGGAGAGAGACACCUAUCCACGCAAGUGGGGUCUUGGUCCCAAGGCCAGUCAGAAGAAGAUGAUGAUCCAGAAGGGUUUAUUGGACAAGCAUGGAAAGCCCAAUGAGAACACACCAGGUUCCUGGAAGGAGGAGUAUGUGGAUUACAGGGAUACUUCCAAGAGAGAGGCAGCUGCCAUUCCUCGAGCUGUUUCAGAGCCAGAGAGGACUCCAAAAAGGAAGCGAGAGCCGGAGAGUGAGAGUGAGGAGGCUGUGACCCCACCUUCCCCUGCUACCCCUCCACCAGAGGAGCUGAGCAAAAAGGAAAAGAAAAAAAAGAAGAAAGAGAAGAAGGCCAAAGAGGCAGCUGAGAGUGGGGGAGAGCAAACAGAAGUGACCUAUGAGACCAGCACCAAGAAAAAGAAGAAGAAGAAGAAACAAAAGGAAGCAGAAGAGAGCUCAGAGUAAGCGACUGGACCUGUCCACAGCAGAUGACCUCACUGGCCAAGAGGAAGGAGUCCGAGGCCUUGGGAAGAAGAGGACUGACUGCACGGCAGAGGGGCCAGCAACUUCCAAGUCCCUGUUCUGCUGUGUAUAGGAGUGAGCAGGAGUGCUUGCCCACGAUGGCACUUGCUCAGAUCCCCCUCCUCAUCCUGUUUUAAGGGUUGCCAGAGGAGCGGGGUGCCCAGCUGCCCCUGCAUUGUGUUGCUCUCUGAAGCUGAAUGAUCCAGUGCCAGUAGUAGUGGCAUCUUCAGGGAAGCUGUAGCUCCUGGCUCUUACUUGGUGUCUCCGUUUUCACUCUGAGAGGGAGGAAUAUUUUUCCCCUCCUUCUUGUCCUGCCUCUUUCUUCCUUUUCUUCCAGGAUUGGGAUUACUACCUGACAGCUGCAGAAUGUGUUGGUGGCUGAAGGACUAGCAUUGUCAUGGAUUUUGAUGAGGACAGUCAUAUGAAUUAUUGGAAGGGCCCUGCUUUGUUUUUAACCUGGCCAUAUGUUGGCCUGAUGCUCAGCUAGAGAAGAUGAAAUAGUCCACCCCAGAUGCUCCUCACUACUUCUCUUUCAUAAAUUAAUUAGAACAUUAAAUUCCUUUCCCUUUAUAAUGUGGGAACUUACUUGAUAGUUGUCAGAAGCUGGCCAGUAGGCUUUUCCAAAGGGCUGUUGAGACAGAGUCCUGAGGAAGAAUUUAGCCAGAGGCAGCUCUGAGGGGCACUGGGUGUGGGCUUAACGGUUUCAGAAGGCCUUGUCCCAAUUUCCUUGUCUGAGGUGGCUUGCUGAGGGAGGGUGGUCUCUUCUGUCACAGCUAAGCCAGGAUUUUAACCCCUUUUUAAGAGAGGAUCCAGGCUGGUUUUUCCUUUGCUUCAUCCCUGCAGACAUUGUCUUGGCCUUGUGUUUAUCUCAACCAUCUGACUUUUCUCCUCUUGAGUGCUAGAGAUGCAUGCAGGCAGUAGGGCCAGCAGCUGGUGACUGUUAGAACCUGACCAGGGAAAAAAAAAAGUCCAAUUUUUAUUAUUUUUGACAUAAAAAUAAAAGCCUUAUUUUUAAA